Messenger RNA from Ruditapes philippinarum (Manila clam), 1171 nucleotides. Its product is annotated as neuroglobin-1-like. The record is from RefSeq and is a predicted model, not a curated record. Gene Ontology annotation, molecular function: heme binding; oxygen binding. The transcript has a single exon. The coding region runs from base 188 to 787 and encodes 199 amino acids. Lineage: Eukaryota; Metazoa; Mollusca; Bivalvia; Venerida; Veneridae.
AUACUAGUAUUUCGACACAUGAGAAGCGAAUAGAGAGAGUCACGUGAUAUCAUAGUUAUGAGAUCAAAGCACUUAAAUAUUACAAUAACAAUUAUGCUGCGAUAGAGAGAACAUAUUUUCAGUCAGAGCAACAGUGUUGUGUUUACUACGUAGAAAUAUACUAGAAACAUAUUUUUAAAGUUAUAAAAUGGGAUGUGUAUCUUCAUCAAAAAGGGAGAACGCGUAUAAAGAUAAUUGUAAAGAAUAUCUUAAAAUAGCCUCGAUGCAAUCUUAUCAAAAUGAGCUAACAUUCAAAGAGAAACGAAUCGUUAAAGAAACUUGGAAAUAUAUGACAAAGGAUCUUGCUGAAAAUGGCCUUCAAGUGUUUCUCAGGAUAUUUGAACUUAGCCCAGAUGUAAAGAAAUUGUUUCAUGUUGAAGAUGUACGACAUUCAGAACUUUCAAAGAACCAAUCAAUUAGAGCACAUGGGCACAGAUUUAUUCUUGCUAUAGGUGCUGCGGUUCAUUGCUUGGAUGAUGAGGAUACUGACAAAGAUGAGCUCAAUAAGAUAUUACUUGUUCUGGGUCAACAACAUAAACAGUUUUCGGGUUUCAAUCCGGAGUAUUUCGAAGUAUUUUACGAAGCGCUUAUGUGGCGCUGGGAAAUAUGCAUGGGGGAAAAGUUUACAAAGGAUGUCUCAGACACUUGGAGUCACGUUUUCUUCUAUUUAAUGUUAAAACUGAAGGAAGGAAUCAGCUCUCCAUCAAAUACACAGAUAUCAGAUGAUCACAAUUUUCUAAAUAUCUGAAAAGUGUUUUAUUAAAUGGAAACAUAUAUCUAAAUAUGAACAUUUUUAUUUAUAUAACAAUUAAAAGAAACAUAAAUAGCAUACAUCAGAAAAAAAACUUCUUUUCAAAUAUAUGAUUUGUUAUUAUAAACGGGAUAAAAAGAAAUAUAAGGGUGGUUUUGAAAAUUGUAUGUAAAAUUCACCUUUAUAAUGCUUUAUUACUUAUUUUAAUAACUGUUGUAUUCCAAGCAUACAAUCGGGAGAAAAUUAGAUAAAAAUAAAAAAAAACUGUUUAAUAAAAGUAUAAUAAUGUUUUUGUUUGAAAUAAACUCAAGAAACAAUGAUCGAAAAAACCUAUACGUUGCUAUCACAUUAUUUAAAUGGCCUUCUGUUGCUCAGUAGAAA